This is a messenger RNA of Rattus rattus (black rat), 549 nucleotides long. It is a transcript of the gene Mrpl57, whose product is annotated as mitochondrial ribosomal protein L57. The record is from RefSeq and is a predicted model, not a curated record. NCBI's taxonomy places the organism in Eukaryota, Metazoa, Chordata, Mammalia, Rodentia, Muridae. Gene Ontology annotation, cellular component: mitochondrial ribosome. Gene Ontology annotation, biological process: mitochondrial translation. Gene Ontology annotation, molecular function: structural constituent of ribosome. The transcript is spliced from 2 exons.
GUCCCGGAAGCAGCGCGCGUGCGCCGCCGCGUGGGUCAGUGUACGCGGAACUCUAAGGGAACCUCUCCGUGGUCAGUUCGUACGCGAGGACGCACCAUGUUCCUCACCGCUGUCCUCCUCCGCGGCCGCAUUCCGGGCAGGCAGUGGAUCGGGAAGCACAGGCGGCCGCGGACCGUGUCUUUCCAAGCGAAGGAGAAUAUGAUCCGUCGCCUGGAGGUGGAGGCCGAGAACCACUACUGGCUGAGCAUGCCCUACAUGACAGCGGAGCAGUAGUACGGCCACGCCGCGGAGCGAAGGGCCCAGGCUUUUGAGGCCAUCAAGGCAGCAGCCACCUCCAAGUUCCCUAAGCAUAGAUACAUUGCAGACCAGCUAGACCAUCUCAACAUCUCGAAGAAAUGGUCCUAACCCAGAAUCGACACCCUUCAAGAUCAUGGAUAAUAGACUGCUCUGUCCUUAUUUGGUCCUGGAGCUGAGAAAAUGUAAUUUAUGUACCAGUGUGACCCCAUCGACCAGUAUCUUAUUAAAGCAAACCUGAUUAAUAGUUGUCUC